This is a messenger RNA of Dicentrarchus labrax (European seabass), 1943 nucleotides long. RefSeq names its product cyclin-G2. Bases 167 to 1171 code for a protein of 334 amino acids. The transcript has 8 exons. The record is from RefSeq and is a predicted model, not a curated record. Gene Ontology annotation, biological process: mitotic cell cycle phase transition; regulation of cyclin-dependent protein serine/threonine kinase activity. Gene Ontology annotation, cellular component: nucleus; cyclin-dependent protein kinase holoenzyme complex; cytoplasm. Gene Ontology annotation, molecular function: cyclin-dependent protein serine/threonine kinase regulator activity. NCBI's taxonomy places the organism in Eukaryota, Metazoa, Chordata, Actinopteri, Moronidae.
UUUGUUUAUUCAGGGCGGACCCUCUCUGUUCAGCAGGGAUCAAGGAUCUUGUUUUUAACACUUGCCGCCCAUCACCCAUAAUCAAAACGCAAACAUGAAGAACUGAGAAGUGUGAUUAAGUUGCAGCGCUGUUUUUAUCCUGCACGUCGGCGGCUUCCGGACAAGGAUGAGGGAUCUUCAAGCCAUUGACAGCUUGCUCUUGAAAGAGUUGAAGUCAUGUUGUGCAAAAGAGUACAACUUUCUUCCCAGAGAGACUGGCCUGAAGCUUAUGGAGUCGGCCUCCACAGAGAAUCACAGCGGAGUGUCUGCAAAAUGCAGAGACACCAGAGUGGAGGAACUGUGGGGCCUGACCAGUUUCUUUGGCUACAGCACCCAAACUUUUGUUCAAGCUGUCAAUUUGCUUGACAGAUUCCUGACCAUUAUGAAGGUGCAGCCCAAACAUUUGCCCUGUAUUGGAGUGUGCUGUCUUCACAUUGCUGCCAAAAUGGUUGAGAAAGAGAGCAAUGUCUCACCCACCCAUGAACUAAUUCGCAUCAGCCAAAGCAAGUUCACUGUGUCAGACCUCUGUCGCAUGGAGAAGAUCGUCUCGGAGAAGCUCAGUGUGGAGCCUGAAGCAGUGACAGCCUUAACCUUUCUACACCUCUACUACUCAGCCUUCACAUCCCUUUCUGCGGGAAGGGAGGAGAUCCCAAGCAUUGGGAGACUGGAAGCCCAGCUAAAAGCCUGCUUUUGCCGGCUUGUUUUCUCUAAAGCAAAACCAUCAGUGCUGGCACUGUCCCUCAUUGCUCAGGAGUUUGACGCCCUCCAGUCCACCACCAUGUUGAAGAUUGUCCAGCAAUUCCAAAGACAUGUUAAGAUCAGCGACAGCGAGCUCCUCCACUGGAAGGAACUUGUGGCCAAGUGCAUGACUGAAUACUGCUCAAGCGAAUGUAACAAACCAGACAACAAAAAGCUUGUUUGGAUCGUGUCCAGGAGAACAGCUCAGAAUCUCCAGGCCAAUCACUUCAGUGUACCUGGCCUGCCAACUAUCCCCGAGGGGAGCUGGGACGAGAGUGAGAGCGAGGACUCUUGUGAGGACAUGAGCUGUGGAGAAGACAGUCCAUGGGGCUCGCCAGGAAGCGACGGCGAAGGAGCCUUCUUCCCCUCCACCUUUCUCAGCUGCAGAAAGUGAUGAGUCCUCAAUGUGCAGUAGCAACCGAUGUCUAUUUGUCCCCUGAAUUGUAACUGAUUUUAAGGUGGUCACCGUGUUUCAGAGCAAACCUGAGUGUUUCACUUGUCAUACCGUGUGUACUGUAGGCAUGUCAAGUGACAGGUUUCGAUCAUUAAGUGCCUGUGUUACUUCACGUUACUGUCUGUUUCUUUGAAAAAAAACCCAACAUAUCGUAAUAAUGCGAAAUUGCAAUAUCUUGGCAGCUUGAUGGUAAUACAUCUGAAUGUCUCUUUUUCCCAAGAUGUUCUCUUUGUGUUUGUUUGUGUCCGAACUCGGCACAUUCCAGGAAAAAUAGUGAAGCACAAGGGAGAAUUUAUGGAUGUCAGACAUGAGGUACACUCUCUGUUAAAUAAAUACCAGCUAACAUACUAGCACAUCCUAAAUCUUUUUUUAAGUUUUUAUACUCCAUACCAUCAAUAUAUACAGUAUUCUGCAAAUGUAUGUUAUACACAAUUCUAAUGUGACAUAUAUGACAUUGUAGUGUGAAAAUCCCAGACUAUAUGCAUGGAUACAAUGAAUCACGUGAUUAUGAAUGGUUGUUGUCCAUGUUGACCAAGAUAAGCUUACUGUAAAAAAAAAUGUUAAAAAAAUGUACAUAACCUGUAAAAAAAGAAGAAAAAAGUGUAUGUUUUGUGAAUGCUACACAAUGUGUGUUGUAUUUGGAUAUAAUGUGAACCAUGUUGGAAGGGUCAGAAAUCAUCCUUCCAAAUAAAGAAAGUACUUUUUAUCUACA